CUAAUUCUAAAGAGAUAAUACUUAAUUCAUUCUACUUACUUACAAUAUAUAAAAAUGUUUUCGAUAAUGGAAUUUUUACGUUCCCUUAUAGCAAUUUUUUUAUUGCAAUUUGGAAUUAUUUUAUUGGCAAAAUUCGUCGUAUUACGUAAAAAACAAAACCAGACCAAUAAACUACCAAAUUUACCACAUCCACGUCCAUUUCCGUUUAUAGGAAAUUUGUUACAAUUGAGAACUCGACCAUUAGAAAAACUUAAUAAAUGGAGGAAGGAAUUUGGUCCAAUUUAUAGUAUAGAAUUAGGACAAAGACAUUUUAUUGUAUUAAAUAAUCAUGAAGUAGUAAAUGACCUUAUAGUAAAAUGUGGUUCAUUAUAUUCUUCAAGAUAUAAUUUUCAUAAUACAAAUUCUAUUUUGAUUAAAAGUAAUUUAAUCGCUUUAACUCCUUAUGGUGAUAAAUGGAAAAGAGAUAGAUCUAUUGCUUAUAGUGCUCUUACUUCUCGUCCUAUUAAAGCUUAUUAUAAAUAUAUUUAUAAUGAUUCAGAUAUCCUUCUUAAAGAUUUAAUGAUGAAAAAUGGUGGUUCUAUUUACCCUUUACAACUUAUUAAAAAAUUUGUUUUAUCAAAUAUGUUGAAUAUUUUAUUUGGUGGUCAAUCAGGUCAAGAUGUCGACUUUUUUAAUGAUGUUAUGGAAGUCAUGGAUGAUAUAUCCGAAUUUUCUUCUCCUAAAAGUAUUAUAUAUGAUAUUAUGCCCGCUUUAAAUUUCGUGUAUAAACCAAAUACCGAUAAAGCAGAAAGAUUACAUAAAAGAAUGGAACAAAUCUUUUCUUCAAAAUAUGAUCGAUUCUUAAGGGAUUAUGCUCAAAAUAAUCAAGAUAAUAAACUUCCACCAAGUUUUCUUUUACAAAUUCAAGAUGCGAUUGCCGAAAAAGAAAAUAAUACCAUAGAAUAUCAUGAAAUCUGGGAAAUGUUGAUUGGUUUACUUAAUGGAGCUAUGGAAACUGAAGUAAAUACUUUAAUGUGGACGUUAGCAUGUUUAGCAAUUAAUCCUGGAGUACAAGAAGAAGCUUUUCAAGAAAUAGAUGAAUUAUGUAAAAACAAACCAACUUUUGAUGAUGAAGCGGAUUUACCAUAUAUUAGCGCUAUUAUUAAUGAAUCAUUAAGAUAUAGACCUCCUACCCCUUUUGGUUUUGCUCAUGUUUCUAACAAAGAUGAUGAAUAUAAUGGUUGUUUUAUACCAAAAAAUACUCCUAUAUUAUUAAAUUUAUUUGCCAUAAAUCAUAAUGAAAGAAGAUUUAUUACCCCUGAAAAAUUUCGUCCUUCUCGUUUCUUACAAAAUUAUUCUACUGGUUCAGUUAAAAGUAAAAGUAUUUUAUUACCUCAAUUUGAUUUUGAUUCAGGUAUUGAAGCUGAAAUGCGAAAUAAGAGAAAUUCAUUAAAAGGUUUGUUGAAAAAUAAUAGUCCUUCAUUAACUAAUUCUUCUAUGCCUAUGCAUAUGAGUUUCGGUGCUGGAAGACGUUAUUGUAUUGGUCAACAUUUGGCUCAAAAACAACUAUUCCUUGCUAUCGCUUAUAUUCUAUGGGCCUUAUAAAGUUAGAUUUGUAUUAAGGAAAGAUAUUGGUCUUUUAAUAUAAAUUAUAUAUAUAUAUUUUUUUUUUCCGGAAUUUUUUCUCUUUAGAGUGAUUUGGUACUGAUUUGGUGCGUAAA
Rhizophagus irregularis DAOM 181602=DAOM 197198 is the source of this 1700-nucleotide messenger RNA. The record is from RefSeq and is a predicted model, not a curated record. Lineage: Eukaryota; Fungi; Glomeromycota; Glomeromycetes; Glomerales; Glomeraceae.